Triticum dicoccoides is the source of this 1270-nucleotide messenger RNA. Its product is annotated as ethylene-responsive transcription factor 1-like. The coding region runs from base 34 to 1020 and encodes 328 amino acids. Gene Ontology annotation, biological process: regulation of DNA-templated transcription; ethylene-activated signaling pathway. The transcript is spliced from 3 exons. NCBI's taxonomy places the organism in Eukaryota, Viridiplantae, Streptophyta, Magnoliopsida, Poales, Poaceae. The record is from RefSeq and is a predicted model, not a curated record. Gene Ontology annotation, molecular function: DNA binding; DNA-binding transcription factor activity.
AACGACGAUUGCGACGAGGUAUCAGCAACCAUCAUGUUUGGUAGAGCAUUACUUGCCGACAUCAAGGUUCCCACGGUGACGCGGAAGGUGAUGGAGGUCAUGGUUCAGCCCGAGAAGAAGAAGCCCCAGCAAGGAGGUGGCGGGGGCCAUCGCUUCACGCGGCACGGCGGGCGCAGGGGACUCAGCCUGGACUACGAUGAGGAGGACUUUGAGGCCGAUUUCAAGAAGUUCUUGGCCGACUCCAGGGACUAUGACUUCGAGCUCGGGUGCGGUGGGGUGGCCGAGAAGGAUGAUGACUACGAGGAAGUCGAGACCAAGCCCUUUGCCGCCAUCAAGAGGUCCCUCUCCGAAGAUGACUUAAGCACCAUGCCUACUGCUGGUUUUGAUGGUCCUGCAGAAAGGUCAGCAAAAAGGAAGAGAAAGAACCAACUCAAGGGUAUUCGUCAGUGCCCCUUGGGUAAGUGGGCUGCUGAAAUCAAAGAUCCUAGCAAGGGUGUCUGUGUCUGGCUCGGUACUUUCAACAGUGCUAAAGAAGCCGCAAGAGCUUAUGAUGCCGAAGCACGCCGAAUCUAUGGUAAGAAGGCCAAGGUUAACUUUCCAGAGGAACUAACAGGAUAUGUCGACUUUGCAUCAAUCCAGCCACUUGUUCCUGCAAUAAACUCUGCUGCCCCUGUUGAAGCUCCUAUUAUGGAUAUGUACUCUGACCAGGGAAGCAACUCUUUUGGCUGCUCUGACUUGGGCUGGGAGUAUGAGACCAAGAGUCUAGAUAUAUCAUCCAUUUCUACCAUUACCGAAGGAGUAGAAUCUGCGCUUGUCGAGAAUAACACCUACAACUCACUGGUGCCUCCUGUUAUGCAGAAUAAUGCUGCCAGUUCUGAAUCUUGGAUGAGAUAUCUUAUGGAUGAUGAUGUGGAUGAGCUGAUUGAUAGCCUAGUGAAUUUUUAUGAUCAUCAGGAUGUCGUUGGCAACAUGGACCUUUGGAGCUUCGAUGACAUGCCCGUCUUUGGAGACUUUGUCUGAGGGAUUCAAACCUUGUAUAUCGGGACAACGGGAAUAAGACUAUGGGAGAUUGGGAAGCACCCUAUUGUCACGUUCGGCCAGCAUAUGCUUAUGUCCAAGCUUAGAUGCAAAAGAGUUGCAUCUCGAGUCUCUUUUGUAAUCGACCCUUUCCCUAGUUCAUUGUCUCUGUGUGGCAGCCGUUUAGUAGAUUGAUGAACCAUGGUAUUUAUCUUUUGUCAACUUUUAUGUCAUAACUACCAUUUCUGAAUGU